Messenger RNA from Lotus japonicus, 1155 nucleotides. RefSeq names its product inorganic pyrophosphatase 2-like. The transcript has 4 exons. The record is from RefSeq and is a predicted model, not a curated record. Lineage: Eukaryota; Viridiplantae; Streptophyta; Magnoliopsida; Fabales; Fabaceae. The coding region runs from base 90 to 938 and encodes 282 amino acids. Gene Ontology annotation, molecular function: phosphatase activity.
AGCUUGCUCUUCUUUGCCUAUAAAUACUCUCUCAGCUUGUUCUAUGAUCACAUUCACAGUUAUCUCCAUAUUGCUUUUGUGCCUUUAAUAUGGCUGGGAUUGUAGUGGUUUUUGACUUUGACUCCACAAUCAUCGAGUGUGAUAGUGAUAAUUGGCUACUUGAUGAGUUUGGUUUAACUGAGAAAUUCUAUCAGCUUCUUCCUACCACGCCUUGGGGUUGGAACCCUCUCAUGGAUAAGAUGAUGAAUGAACUUCAUUCACAAGGAAAAACCAUUGAAGACAUUGUUGAAGUUCUGAAAAGGACACCUAUACAUCCUUGCAUUGUUCCAGCCAUUAAGGCAGCUCAUUCCCUCGGGUGUGAGCUGAAGAUUGUGAGCGAUGCAAAUAUUUUCUUCAUUGAAACAAUUUUGAAGCAUCAUGGGGUGAGGCAUUGUUUCUCAGAGAUUACUGCAAACCCCAGUUUUGUUAAUGAAGAAGGGAGGCUCAGAAUUGGCCCCUACUAUGAUUAUCUGAAAUCUUCUCAUGGAUGCAGUCUAUGUCCACCAAACAUGUGCAAGGGAUUGGUGAUGGAUAGGAUCCAAAAUUCACUUGAUGCUGCAGGAAAGAAGAAAUUCAUGAUCUAUCUUGGAGAUGGAAGUGGAGACUUUUGUCCAAGUUUGAAGCUCAAAGAUAGUGAUUAUUUGAUGCCUAGAACAAACUUCCGAUUGUGUGAUUUAGUAUCUAAAAACUCCAAUGCCAUAAAGGCAGAGGUACAUGCUUGGAGAGAUGGGGCAGAGCUUGAGAAUGUUCUGCUCCAUAUUAUCAACAAAACUAUCAAUGGUGAAGGAUCAAACGGCACAAGUGGUUCUACUCCAAUAAUUUCAGUGGAUUGCAAGUUUGGGACAAUUUCAAUUGAUGGUCAUAACCCAUUCCCUAAAGCCCUUUCAGUUCCUAUUUAACUAGGAAACUAGAAUUGCAGAGGAUAAGUAUGAUAUCAUAACUAUUGUGUUUCUUAUCAAUAAUCAGCUUCUGCACUUUCUUUUACUGUCUUUGGUUAUGCAUAAAAUGUACGAAUAAAGAAUAAGUGUAUUAUUUAAUAUUAUUAUGCAUCAAGAUUAAUGCCAUUUAUUCCUGUUUUUGAAAUAUGAAAUAAGACUAUUGAAUAUUGUUGUUCAA